Molecule: messenger RNA, 559 nt
Organism: Neltuma alba
Lineage: Eukaryota; Viridiplantae; Streptophyta; Magnoliopsida; Fabales; Fabaceae
Product: vacuolar iron transporter homolog 4
Exons: 1
Coding region: 104-559 (151 amino acids)
Biological process (GO): intracellular manganese ion homeostasis
Molecular function (GO): manganese ion transmembrane transporter activity
Source: RefSeq, a predicted model, not a curated record
CCGGAAAGAUGAGGUUGAGGUGGUUGAUUAUGCCCAAAGAGCUCAAUGGCUUCGAGCCGCCGUCCUCGGAGCCAACGACGGCUUGCUCUCGACGGCUUCACUCAUGAUGGGUAUCGGAGCCGUUAGGAAGGACGUCAAGACGAUGCUCCUCACCGGAGUUGCUGGCAUGGUCGCCGGAGCUUGUAGCAUGGCAAUAGGAGAGUUUGUGUCGGUGUACUCACAGUAUGACAUCGAGGUAGCUCAGUUGAAGAGGGAAGGCAAAGAGGUAAACAAAGCCGAGUUGCCGAACCCGUUUUAUGCUGCGGUGGCCUCUGCGGUGGCCUUCGCUGUGGGCGCGGUGGUGCCACUGCUCGGGGCGGCGUUCGUUAAAGAUUACAAGGUGAGGUUAGGGGUGGUUGUGGCUGUUGUGAGCCUUGCGUUGUUGGUAUUCGGAGUUCUAGGCGCAGUUUUGGGAAAAGCUCCGAUGGUAAAGUCAUCUUUGAGGGUUUUAUUUGGAGGUUGGGUGGCCAUGGCAAUCACUUUUGGCUUAACAAAGUCUGUGGGUUCCAUGGGGCUUUGA